CUCAAUUGAAACCUGCUUUUGCCACCACUGGCUUCUGUGACGUGUUGAUGGCCACAUGAGGCCGCCGUCGGCACCCCGCUCUUCGCGGCGGCCCACGUUGACGCUGACCCCGGACCUCAAGGAGGAGGAUGUGGCGAACACAGGGCCACUCUUCCGACGAGAGGAGAGCGGAAGUCCUCUUCCGGACGAUCGGAUUGAUGCUACCUUGGAUGCCAGCAUGGAAGAGGAUGCCCUGAGGUUUAUGGAGCUUCCCGUGGAAACCUUGGGGGGCCGGCGCCGGCGCUUGUUGGCGCAGUUUGCGGAGAACACCCACCGGCUGGAUGCCUGGCUACGACGAGCUGAGCAGAGCGCGGUGCCGCUCCGCGAGCCCAGCGCGGAGGAGUACAGCUGGCGCCCCCGCAGGCUGAGGGGGUCCCGCGGAUCCGGUCGAACCUUCCGGGUCUUGGGACCGGUACGGCAGGGCUUUGGCAUCAGGAAGCCGCGGAACCACGUCACUUGCGUGGAUGAGGAUCUUCUCCUGAGCAGGGAGGAGCAUGAGAUGAUGAUGCAAUGGGAGGAUCGCUGGCAAGCUCAGGAGCUAGAGCAGAGAGAAGAGUUUCUGCAAGGAGGAGAAGAUUGCCCAACCCCAUCCUUCGGAUUCGAGGCUUCUCCCCACGAGGUGCCGAAGAAGAUGAGUCACUCUGAGACCUUAGAGGAGGACGAGUUCGCUGCGGAGGUCCGCGCCAUUUGCGGCGACACCUCGGUGGAACUUGGACCUCCGGUGGCGCCACGGGAGGCGAAGCCUCGAGUGACUGUGGUUGGCCAACCUCCACUCGAAGAGGAAUCCGUGAAGGAGUCGAUGAGUCGAGAAGAGCGGCUCAUGCGCUUCUGCCCCGAGGCUGUGAACCCUGCGUUCUCCUCGGAGAUUCAGCAGGUCUUACAGAAGAGCCUGGUUCGUGGCGCCAGCAAGGUGCUCGCGGAGCAUCGGGGCCACCAGAUGAACUGGGAACGAUUGAAGAAGACCGGCGCGGUCGAGGAGAGACCGGAUGAUCAACGUGCCCUUCGUCAAGCGCUUCAUCUGCAUGCGAGGACGCAGCACUGGCGCCGUUCCCGGUAUCGGGGCUGUUUGGCCACACCACCACUGCGUGGUUCCAUGCUCAGGCCCGGGAGCUGCUCCAUUCGACAAAGUCCUGACUUUACGCAGCUGCGACAGGAGCUCCCGAGUAAGGCCGAGCUCAUCGCCCGGAAGCGACGGAAGAGGUCCACUGGAAGUCGCCAGGUAGAGAUGCGGGGCCCUUCCAGAGAGAGCAUCUCUCGCGCGAACUCGCCUCGCCUCUUUGAGCCGGUCCUUUGCAGCCCGGAGUGCCGGAACUGGCGCUCGAAGUCGCCCAUCCAGCAGCAGUUCGAGCGAGAGGAGGAGCACAUCAUUGUGGGUAGCCAGUGGAGAGACCUUUUGCAGGAGCUUCGCCAGGAACGUCGGCACCCAUGCCAGCUGAAGUCUCGCCACCUCGGCCAGCAGAGCGAGGAGCAGACAGUUGACCGGAUGGUCUCGCGGAUGAAAUCAAGGGAGCUUCAGGAGAAUGGAAAGCUGGAGGAUUGUCCUGAUGCUCAUGCGCUCCAUUUGGUGCGCGAAGGGCGAUUGGAGGCUUUGGAGCGAUGGGGAGGCUUACGCUUUGUAAGGCUCAGCAUGCAGCGUCAGCUGCUGUUCUACACGGUGCGUCAUGGGUCGGUGCAGAUGCUCCAGUGGCUUUUAGAGGAGCUUGGACGCAACCACCAUCCAGAGGCAUUGCACUGGCGGGAGCAGGGUGGAAGGACUUCGACGCUGCUGCAUGCUGCUGCAGAGGUCGACAUGCUCGCCAUGUGCGUCCUUCUGGAAGAGCUGGGCGCGGACCUGGAGGCGACCAACGAGAAGGGGCAGCAAGCAUGGCAGGUGGCGGGUCCAUUUUGCCAAGAGAUUUUCAAGCUCUAUGGGAGCUUCAGGAUGGAAGACAAGAGUCCUUCGAAUUGGAUGACCACCCUCCGCACGGGCGAGACGGAGGGCUUUGGCGAGUCGAUGAUGUGAGGACCUCGAGCAGAUCCUACGUGUCAGGAGGCGACCGCCCUGACGCCGUUCAGCUGGGUGAGGACAUGAGUCUAGAAAAGCGGCUCUUUCCUGAGAGGGGUCACAAGGUGGUGGUUUUCAGAGCUUGUUUCAUACCAUGCAGACAUGAGCACGUUUGGAUGCUCCAAAACUGCC
Messenger RNA from Durusdinium trenchii, 2215 nucleotides. Lineage: Eukaryota; Dinophyceae; Suessiales; Symbiodiniaceae. The record is from the annotation of a GenBank genome assembly.